This is a messenger RNA of Rotaria socialis, 354 nucleotides long. The record is from the annotation of a GenBank genome assembly. NCBI's taxonomy places the organism in Eukaryota, Metazoa, Rotifera, Eurotatoria, Philodinida, Philodinidae.
AUGGCGUCGAUGUUCAAGAUUGCUUUUCUCGGUUCGGCAUUAACAAUUAUGUUAUUAUAUGUUUGCAGUCGACGAAAUCCAUACGUUUUCAUGAACUUUCUUGGUUUGUUUAAUGUUCAAGCAUCUCAUUUGCCAUGGAUACUGUAUGGUUUUUCGGUAUUACUCGAUGAUCCCAUUACUGCUGAUUUAAUGGGAAUUAUUAUUGGUCAUAUUUAUUAUUUUCUUGAAGAUGUAUUUCCACAUAGACGUGGUGGUUUUAAAAUAUUAAAAACUCCUAAAUUUUUACAUCGGCUACUUAAUCAACCUACGCACUAUCACGAUGACAACGAUACACGCCGACAUAUCGAAAAUUAG